CAGGUUUAGCACACUGGAAGCAUGGCUACAAGUGCUGUUCCCAGCGAAAAUCUCCCCACAUACAAACUGGUGGUGGUUGGAGAUGGUGGCGUGGGGAAGAGUGCUCUCACCAUCCAGUUUUUCCAGAAGAUUUUUGUGCCAGACUAUGACCCAACCAUUGAAGACUCCUACCUGAAGCACACAGAAAUAGAUGGGCAAUGGGCAAUUCUUGAUGUGCUGGAUACUGCGGGCCAAGAGGAGUUCAGCGCAAUGCGGGAGCAGUACAUGAGGACUGGAGAUGGUUUUCUUAUAGUCUACUCAGUGACAGACAAGGCGAGCUUCGAGCACGUGGACCGGUUCCACCAGCUGAUCCUCAGAGUCAAGGACAGAGAGUCCUUUCCAAUGAUUUUGGUGGCAAACAAAGUUGAUCUAAUGCAUUUACGGAAAAUUACAAGAGAACAAGGAAGAGAAAUGGCAACAAAACAUAAUAUUCCCUACAUAGAAACUAGCGCCAAGGACCCACCUCUAAAUGUUGACAAGGCCUUCCAUGAUCUCGUGAGGGUCAUAAGGCAACAGAUCCCAGAGAAAAGCCAGAAGAAGAAGAAAAAGACCAAAUGGCGAGGGGACAGAGCCACGGGCUCCCACAAACUCCAGUGCGUGAUUUUGUGACGGGACUGCCUGGGAGUGCCUUGGGUGCCUCCCUCCUCCUCCCUUGACCCACCGCCAACCCAGGCUAGGGGCAGCAGUGCGAUGCCUGCUCAGAUCCUGCUGCCCCCUUGGGCUCCCCAUGGCAGCUCAGGCUCGGAAGAGGUGGCCCGGACCCUCCCGGGAAGAGGGGCUGCGUGUCGGGGCCAGCGUGGGAGCCAUGUGAAUGGGAGGCGGAAGGGAUCAGCCAGGACCUUGACUCUCGAACAUCCCCAGUGCCUUCCAGGGGCCUCCAUGAUGUUUAUUUAAAAAAAAAAAAAAAAAAAAAAAAAAAGAAAAAAGGAAGAAGAAAAAAAAAGUGUUGGCUUUAUCUGCAAACAUUUCUCCUUGUGACCCAUUUCUUAACAGCCAUGAAUAGCCCCCUGUUUGGUACAGUCGUCUGUGUAUGUGUGGGGGAAGGGAAAGGGCUUUUCUUUCUCUGGGUUUUUUUUUUUCCCUCUUCUCCUUUUUCAUUGUUUGCUCAGCGAGUGUUGGGUUGCAAAGAAACACAGCUGGGGUUAGAAUUUUUGCACUGAACUCUCUCUUACGCAGCAGUGCCAAAACACAACUUCAUAUGAAAGUGCAUAGAUUUGGAGGAAGAAAAUGAAUUCCAGCUGCUCUGGGUGCUCCAGACAUUGUGUCAGACUCUGGAGGGCAGCCAGCUCACAGACCAUAAACUCCAGCUUAGGAGAGGAGGUUUGAGCUUGGAUUAUAUUUUCUUUUUUCUUACCCUUUGUCAAGAGGUUUUGUUUCUGUUUUGUAACUUGGGGCAUGUCAAAGUUAAGACGUUUUGUUAACCUGGAAGUAUUUAAAUUAAAGUAAUUUACAAAUGAAGGGUAUGUCAUCUUUAAGGAGGGGGGGGAGGGAGAGAGGAAGUAAAACCUGAACUGAAUUU
Messenger RNA from Mesitornis unicolor (brown roatelo), 1558 nucleotides. RefSeq names its product muscle RAS oncogene homolog (gene MRAS). Gene Ontology annotation, biological process: signal transduction. NCBI's taxonomy places the organism in Eukaryota, Metazoa, Chordata, Aves, Mesitornithiformes, Mesitornithidae. The transcript is spliced from 5 exons. Gene Ontology annotation, cellular component: plasma membrane. The record is from RefSeq and is a predicted model, not a curated record. The coding region runs from base 22 to 648 and encodes 208 amino acids. Gene Ontology annotation, molecular function: GDP binding; GTP binding; GTPase activity.